Molecule: messenger RNA, 846 nt
Organism: Cinara cedri
Lineage: Eukaryota; Metazoa; Arthropoda; Insecta; Hemiptera; Aphididae
Source: the annotation of a GenBank genome assembly
AUGAGCCAAAUGGGAAUACCAGCAAAACUGGUCCGAAUAAUAAGAGCAUAUACAUAUGAGUCCAAAAGUAAAGUAAGUUUUGGAGGAGAGGUAUCAAAUGAGUUCCCAGUAACGAUCGGACUCAGAAAGGAAGAUGCUCUAUCGCCAGCUUUGUUUAAUAUUGCACAUGGAAUUCCAUGGGCAAUUUUUUGUAUGAGGUUAAUAAAGAAUCUAAUAAUAGAAAAAUUGGUAAAAUUUUAAUAGGAACUUAUAUAUCCAAAGAAUUAAUUUUAGAUUUAGCUUCUUGGAUUUCUCCAGAAUUUUCUUUUAAAUGUAAUGAUAUAAUUCUAAGUUAUUUUGAAAAGGAAUACAAAGAUUCAUUAAAAGAAAAAAAUGAUAAAAUUGAUAUUUUAAUUAAAGAAGUACAAGAAACAAGAAAACAAUACACACUUGUGCAAAAAACUUGAUUCAAUAGGAAUAAAGUUAGAUGAAACACAGGAUCAAGUAGAUGAAAUAAAAGAAAAAUUGGAAGAUGUAAAUAAUAAAUUAGAUAAAGUACUUCCUGAUAUAAAUAUUGAUUAUAAGACAUCAGAACUAAAACACCAAUAUAUUUUAUUUAAAGAUAAAUAUAAUGUUAAUUCUUAGAUGUUUUUAAGAGGACAAGACAAAGAUAUAAAAAAUAAAAAGAAUUUGUACAAUGGAACAUAUGAGAUUACUAUAGAUUCAAGAAGGAAACGAAAUCCUAUUGAUUUAAUAAAUAGACUUAAAGAAAAAAUUCAAGAAAUCCAUGAGGAUUCUUAUGAUGAUAUUAUUGAAGAAUAUAAAUUUUCAAAUAAAUAUAUUAAUUCAUGUCCUUCAGAUAGAUGA